Colletotrichum karsti is the source of this 939-nucleotide messenger RNA. RefSeq names its product NmrA-like family protein. Bases 1 to 939 code for a protein of 312 amino acids. The transcript has 2 exons. Lineage: Eukaryota; Fungi; Ascomycota; Sordariomycetes; Glomerellales; Glomerellaceae. The record is from RefSeq and is a predicted model, not a curated record. Gene Ontology annotation, molecular function: oxidoreductase activity.
AUGUCUUCACCCAUUCGUAACGUCGCCAUCAUCGGAGCAACUGGCCUCCUGGGAUCUCAGAUCGCCGCGAAUCUCACCAAGUCAGGCUUCAACGUCACGGCCAUCCAGCGAUCCGACUCCAAAUCAUCAGUGCCGUCGGGUAUCAAGUCGGUUAAGCUGGACGUCACCGACACAGAGGCCCUCAGCUCUGCCUUCAAAGGACAAGACGCAGUCAUCUCCGCCGCUCCGGAUCCAAUCGCCUUUUCUGCUCAAAAGCCCUGGAUUGAUGCCGCCAUCGCCGCCGGCGUGAAGCGCAUCUUCCCCUCAGAAUACAGCACCAACCUCGACUCCCUCCUCGCUGAGACACUUCCCAUCGUGACCGAUAAGGUCCGGACCCGUCGGUACCUCGACGAAGAGGUGUCUAAAACCGGCGGGAAAUCGAGUUGGUCGAGCAUCAACAACGGCCCUUUCUUCGACCUCGUUCUCAGUUUCGGUGGUUUGGGACCCGACUUCCGCAAGAAGACCGCCAAAUGGCACAACGGCGGUGGAAACCUGGUCGGCGUGACUCGGCUUCCUGAUAUCGCUGAGACGAUCUCCAAGAUUCUUAGGGAUGAGAAUGGGCUGUAUAAAGAGGCGGAGAACAAGUCUGUGUACAUCCAUUCCGCGGCCGUGAGUGAGAAGCAGUUGACGCAGAUCGCCGAAAAAGUCACCGAUCAGAAGUUUGAAGUGAAAGAGUUGGAUGUGGAGAAGAUCUAUCAAGAGGCCACGGCCAAGUUCGAGAAGGGUGAUAAGUCUGUGAUGAUGCUGUUUUACUACCAGAUGAUGUAUGGUAAGGGGUACGGCGGGAGCGAGAGUUUUCAGGAGAUGAGUUGGAACGAGAAACUCGGGCUUAAGACUCUGACUGAGGAGGAGAUUGAAGAGAUUGUUAGGGAAACCGCCAAGAAAGCUGGUAUGAUUUGA